UAGUGGUGACUGACGUCAUCGGUCAUAUCCGGUUAUUCCAGGAGAGUGUCGCAUUUCUAAACGGACUGGUCAUUUUGUGGUGAAAAACAUGGCGGUGCGUUCGAAUCGAGAAGAGAUAAUUUCAUUAAUUUUAAAAAUACUCUCGGAUAUUGAUUCGGAAGCAUAUGAAGAUGAAGAUUUGGCAAGUUCUAGUUCAUCAGAUGAUGAAAAUGAACUUAAAGAAGUUGAACGUCUAUCGGAGAAAACUCCGAAGGUGGAAGGGUACGUGGAGGAAAUCGUUUCGCGAUUUUCCCCGCGCACGUUCAAAAGCCAUUUUAGAAUGAGUCCUGAAACUUUUAAUGUCGUUGAAAACAUGAUUUCGGAAAAACUCAUAAACAAGUGCAGUCGUGGUCGUCAGACAUUAGAACCGAGAAAGCAAAUUCUUAUGACCUUGUAGCUAACGGUAACUCCGGAAUCGUACAGGUAAUCAAUUUUGUUUUUAAGUUAUAAAAAUAGAUGUAUUCUAUGGUAGGAUUGUUCCAAUAACAGUAAGAAUGUUAAAUUAACGUCAUUUUAGAUUUUAAGAGACAUUUGCUUUGAUAAAUGAUUCAUAAAAUUUUACAAUUGCAUUAAAACCUUUUUUGAAAGAAUAUUUAAUUUUUCUAUUUUUAAGAUCAUUUUUUUGCUUGAUAUCAUGCAUUCCAUUGAUAAGUGAAUCAAAAAAAUGCUUUGUUAAGCCAGUUUUUUGUUAAUAGAUAAAUAUUAUUUUUACUUUCAGAUCU
Centruroides sculpturatus (bark scorpion) is the source of this 761-nucleotide messenger RNA. RefSeq lists its product as uncharacterized. NCBI's taxonomy places the organism in Eukaryota, Metazoa, Arthropoda, Arachnida, Scorpiones, Buthidae. The transcript is spliced from 2 exons. The coding region runs from base 89 to 436 and encodes 115 amino acids. The record is from RefSeq and is a predicted model, not a curated record.